This is a messenger RNA of Parnassius apollo (apollo), 2115 nucleotides long. The record is from the annotation of a GenBank genome assembly. Lineage: Eukaryota; Metazoa; Arthropoda; Insecta; Lepidoptera; Papilionidae.
AUGGCGACAAUUAAGAAAGCUAAAAUUAAACAGUUUUCGAUAUCUAUGGUACACGACGGCAAAACUAAGACAAGUUUUUGUUGGCGGCAUUUUGGUGAUCUGGUUAUCGAAGAGGAUAAUAAAAAAAAGAAAGUGUGCAAUGAUCAAGUGUUUUGUAAUGCAUGUUUGACUGUUGCUCAAGAAGAGAAUGAUGAUAUAUCAUUUGGAUUGGCUAAAAUAAAAUCUUACGUCAAAACUGUCAGCACAGGAAAUCUUAACAAACAUUUACGAGAUGUCCAUGACUUAAGAGAAGAAAGUUCUCAUAAAGCCACACAAAAUAUCACGCAGUUUUUUGAAGUGCGACCACGGCCACCACGCUCAGUAGCUGCUUCAAGUAGCUCAUUAACAAAGAGGAAAGAUUCAUGGUUACUUGCGCGAGAUAUGGCUCUCUGGUUUUGCAAGUCAUUGAUGCCAUUCGAUUCGGUGUCAGAUGAAGGCAUGAACGAUUUUUUUCAAAAAUAUGAUAUCAUCGCUAAUAAAGAAGAUAUGCCCUCCAGAGACACAGUGUCUCGUACUGCUCUCGAUGAUGUCUAUGAAAGUAUGCUGGACAAUGUGAAAGUUCAAAUCAAAACAGAUGUGGCUGGACAUGCAGCUAUUACAUUUGAUAUAUGGUCUGAUAAGUAUAGACAUCUAAACUACAUAACGUUAACUCUUCAUUAUUUAACCACUGAUUUUGAGCUCAAAUCAUUCACAUUGUGCACUAAACUUAUCGAGGGCAAGAAAACUGGCGAGAAAAUACAAGCGAUAUUACUUGACAUAAAAGAAUGCUUUGAUCUUCAAGAAAAAGUACUUCACUCUGUGACGGAUGCCGGGUCAAAUGUUAAACGCGCCGUUUCGCUUGCCGCUCUGGACAGCCAUUUGUGCUUAGGGCAUGGACUACAUAACCUGGUAACUGUUGAUGGUAUUGGCAGUGUUCCUGAAUUAGAUAAAUUAAUAAAAAAAUGUAAAAAGAUCGUAAAAACCGUUCGGUAUCGCUUACCCGAAUUGGAGCGAGCGGCAGAAAAAGAACAAAUUGAAUUUUUACAGUCUUUGGAGCGCGUAUCAGAACAUUUGGAGAUGGACGAGAAUGAACCAAUUAUUGAUGAUGAGGGGUCAGAGUCUAAUUCAGUUUCAGGACUACAAACAAGCGAUGAAUUUGGUAACAUGAAUCAUGUACCAAGCAUCAAAACAUCUUCGCCAACCCGUUGGCAUAGUAUGCUAGCUAUGCUAGAAAGUCUAGCACACUUUUGCAACAGAAAUCCUGUUAAUCGUAUGUUGUCACAGAUCAGUCAACAUGAUUUAAAAAUUUACCAGCAAGAGUGGAACUUAUUAGAAGAUCUAAUUAGAUUUUUACGUAAGUUCCGCGAGGUCGUGGAAAUGCUAUCGACACAAAAGACAGCUUCGCUUAAUUUGGCCCUGGUGUUUCAUUUGGAAAUUAGAGAUAUCCUCAAUUCUUUGUCUGACGAAGAAACACUAAUAAUGCUAACACUGAAAAAUAAUAUGUUAGCAAAAUUAGACAAAAGGUUCCCAAUUACCGAUAAAAUUGUAGUUGCGGCACUGUUGGAUCCUCGUUUCAUAAAUUUAAGUCAGAUUGAUACGUACCUCGAACAAAAAAAUACUACUCGUGCUGCAUUUCUAGCAGAGUACAUAAAAAUACAUAUUUCAGGUGAAUCCACGACCAUGGCCACAUUAGCUCCUGCUGUUAUUACUAGUUUUUCCAAUGAAUCUGUUUUGUCAAAGCUUUCGAAAAAACACAGCUGCAGCGGCACCUCUUCUAUUUUAACUUCUACUGAGUGUAAUGAAGCUGAUCAAGAAUGCUGGAUGUACUUGGCAGCUGCUAAUGCUUGUGAUGUUAAAGACGACGACAUUUUAAAUUAUUGGCAAAAUAAGAAAAAAACAUUUCCGCUCUUGAGCGAACUUGCGAGGAUAAUGCUGGCAAUUCCUGCUACCAGCACGCCAAGCGAGCGCGUUUUUUCUAUAGCGGGACUAACUGUGACUGUUAAAAGGUCUAGACUAAGCCCAGUACGCGUUAAUAAAAUUAUUUAUAUUCACGAUAAUUAUACAUUGUGCAAAAAACACAAUUUUAAUUUCUUAUAA